Messenger RNA from Anopheles arabiensis, 1681 nucleotides. RefSeq names its product succinate--CoA ligase [GDP-forming] subunit beta, mitochondrial (gene ScsbetaG). Gene Ontology annotation, biological process: succinyl-CoA metabolic process; tricarboxylic acid cycle. The transcript has 5 exons. The record is from RefSeq and is a predicted model, not a curated record. NCBI's taxonomy places the organism in Eukaryota, Metazoa, Arthropoda, Insecta, Diptera, Culicidae. Gene Ontology annotation, cellular component: succinate-CoA ligase complex; mitochondrion. Gene Ontology annotation, molecular function: ATP binding; succinate-CoA ligase (GDP-forming) activity. Bases 236 to 1507 code for a protein of 423 amino acids.
CCAACCUUUUCCUGCAUUCAACCAAAACAUUCCAACAGCAAUAAUCGUUCUAUUUCUCACAAUUUCAUGUUAGAAUCACUGUGGGAGUAGUGUUUUACGUGAAUUCUUCCGGCAGCAAUCAUUUAUCACAGUCCAGUCCAGAGCCCAACCGUCCUGCUGGCCCAGAUCGUUGGUAGUUCGUCUCGACAGCGCGAUAAGAAACACCGAAACGAGCACACGACGGUUCUAUACCAAUAUGGCUGCAUUAGCUUCCCUGUCCAAAUUUUGCAAGCAUCUAGCAAAACCCACCAUUCAGACGUGUUUCCGCGUUCCGCAGCGAAACUUAAACUUGCUGGAGUAUCAAAGCAAGAAGCUGCUGGAAGAGAGUGGAGUGGCCAUACAAAACUUCCGUAUCCUUGAGGGCAAAAAGGAUGCGGAUGUGUUGAAAGAUUUCGAUGUAAACGAGUACGUCGUAAAAGCACAAAUCUUAGCGGGUGGCCGUGGCAAAGGUCACUUCGAUAAUGGAUUCAAGGGUGGCGUGCACAUCACGAAGAACCGCGCGGAAGUUAUCCCGUUGGUGGAGAAAAUGGUCGGCCACAAACUCAUCACAAAGCAAACGCCAAAGGAUGGCAUCCUCGUGAAGAAGGUGAUGGUGGCGGAUAGCAUCAAUAUCGUGCGCGAAACGUACCUUUCGAUCGUAAUGGAUCGUGAGCACAAUGGUCCGGUUUUGAUCGCUUCGCCGGACGGUGGUAUGGACAUUGAGGCGGUAGCCGAAGAAACGCCCAACCGUAUCAAAACCAUCCCGAUUGACAUUACCAGCGGUAUCUCGCGCGAGCAAGCGAUCGAUGUUGCCAGAUUUCUCGAAUUCAAAGGUCCUCUCGUCGACAAAGCGGCAGACGAAAUAACGAAACUGUACGGACUGUUCACCAAGGUAGACGCGGUGCAGAUUGAAAUUAAUCCACUCGCCGAGACGGACGACGGGCGAGUUAUUUCGGUCGACGCGAAGCUAAACUUCGACGACAACGCACAGUUCCGGCAGAAGGACAUUUUUGCGAUGGAAGUACACGAAGACACCGAUCCGAAGGAGGUCGAAGCGUCCAAGUACAACCUGAACUACAUUGCGAUGGAGGGCAACAUUGGCUGUCUCGUGAACGGAGCCGGCCUGGCGAUGGCAACCAUGGACAUAAUCAAGCUGAACGGCGGCAGUCCGGCCAACUUCCUCGAUGUCGGGGGCAACGUCAAGGAGGAUCAGGUGCUGAAGGCGUUCCAAAUACUUACCUCGGACACGAAUGUGAAAGCCAUUCUGGUGAACGUGUUCGGAGGAAUCGUCAAUUGUGCCACGAUCGCCAACGGUAUCGUGAAUGCUACGAAAACGAUGAACCUGCAAGUGCCGCUGAUAGUGCGUCUAGAGGGAACGAACGUGCAGGCGGCCAAAAAGAUUCUGGAGCAGUCCGGACUAAAAAUUGAGUCCGCGCACGAUCUCGACGAGGCAGCAAAGAAAGCGGUACAGUCGAUCAGAACGGUUUGAGCUGGUUUGGAGUGAACCAAAGCGAAGCGAAAACCUGACCAGUCUUCCGGAAGGGCCUUUACUUUGGCGCUGUAGGAAUAUUGUGCUCUGCUUUGCAAAGGGAAAGUGGUGCUUUUGAAAUAUUACACAUGUGUUGCAUUUUUCUAGUUUAAAUAAAGUCUUUUUUACCAAAAU